AUGGUUUAUCUUUCGCUUGUUGUCUUUAUUAUCAGCUCUAAGUUUUUCACGGAUGUUACUCUCGUUCUUGGAUCUCCAGUACUUGAAGUUGAGAAUAUACAUUUGAGAAAACUGUUGACAUUUAAUGACACCUAUUCAGGAAUGAAAAUGUCACUGAGAUGGAAAAGACAUUUUUGCUCAGCACCUUGUCAGCCGUCGCAAACAUGCACUAUGGAAACUGCUCCAGUAUAUUGGAGAGUUCAACCACCCUCAGUAAGGUUCUUUGCAAAGCCAGCUGCAGUUCCAAUUACAAUCCAACCGGCUCCUGUUCGAUGCCAGAUACAGCCAGCUCCUGUGAUGGCUCAAGUUCAGCAGCAGUCUAGCAGUUCGUGUCAAACAGCAGGUCGACCACAUUGCACCUGCAACCAGGCUCUCAGCUCUUCCUGUCAAUCGAAACCAUGCACCAAAUUUAUCUUUUAA
Messenger RNA from Enterobius vermicularis (human pinworm), 459 nucleotides. The record is from the annotation of a GenBank genome assembly. NCBI's taxonomy places the organism in Eukaryota, Metazoa, Nematoda, Chromadorea, Rhabditida, Oxyuridae.